GUCCACACACUGUGUAUCAGUUGUGUGGCACUGCUGAUCUGUGGUUGCCCACGCAAUGAAGUGCCCUCUCCCUUUCUCUUGCUCACUUUCUGUCAUCUAUAUUUGUGCGUUUCAUUUCAUCUCUUGUGCACUGGAGGAGAAAACUUAGUGUGUAGUUCCUGUUUUGAGCGUCUUAAUGCUUAAUGCGAAGGUUGAAGAAGAGGACAUGAAGCCAGUCUGCUCUCUUUUGGCCUUGGUCUUGACUAUGCAGCUGCUUACAGCUGCAUCUGGUCACAGUGAUGUAGCGAUGAACAUCACGGCUGGUUUGGGUCACAGCGUUACAUUCAGAUGUCCUUCAACCCACAGCAAACCUGUUAACGGCUUGUACAUACAGAGAGUGAAAAAUGAUAAAGAAGUGUUCAUCAAUGGGUUUUAUAAAGGCCACCCCAUGCCAGUAAAUCCUGAGUACCAGAACAGAACAAAAGUGAAUGAAAUGGAGCUCAGCAUGGAGAUGAGAAACAUCUCGGUCUCUGAUGAAGGACUGUAUAAAUGUUAUGUUUUAAACAACAUAUUAAACACGCCUGAUAUCACACUUGAGAUUCUCCUCAAAGUCACAGCCGAGUACAGCGUUCCCACAGUCAGGACAAACUGCAGUGAACAUAAACACAGUGAUGGUGGCACAGGGAUGAGCUGUCAGUUAAGCUGCUCGGCGAUGGGUGGUUACCCGCGGAGCACCAUCACAUGGAUGGGGCUUAAUCCAAGUCUGACGAGCGUCGUUUAUAACUGGAAUUCCGCAGAUAACGACUCCAAAACAUGGACCAUCAACCAAACCAUCAUGUACAACUGCAAACAACUAACCAAUGUUGGCUGUGCCAUAGGGGGCGCUCUUUCCUACACCGUCACCAUAUGUCACAGUGAUGUAGCGAUGAACAUCACGGCUGGUUUGGGUCACAGCGUUACAUUCAGAUGUCCUUCAACCCACAGCAAACCUGUUAACGGCUUGUACAUACAGAGAGUGAAAAAUGAUAAAGAAGUGUUCAUCAAUGGGUUUUAUAAAGACCACCCCAUGCCAGUAAAUCCUGAGUACCAGAACAGAACAAAAGUGAAUGAAAUGGAGCUCAGCAUGGAGAUGAGAAACAUCUCGGUCUCUGAUGAAGGACUGUAUAAAUGUUAUGUUUUCAACAACAUAUUAAACACACCUGAUAUCACACUUGAGAUUCUCCUCAAAGUCACAGCCGAGUACAGCGUUCCCACAGUCAGGACAAACUGCAGUGAACAUAAACACAGUGAUGGUGGCACAGGGAUGAGCUGUCAGUUAAGCUGCUCGGCGAUGGGUGGUUACCCGCGGAGCACCAUCACAUGGAUGGGGCUUAAUCCAAGUCUGACAAGCGUCGUUUAUAACUUGAAUUCCGCAGAUAACGACUCCAAAACAUGGACCAUCAACCAAACCAUCAUGUACAACUGCAAACAACUAACCAAUGUUGGCUGUGCCAUAGGGGGCGCUCUUUCCUACACCGUCACCAUAUGUCACAGUGAUGUAGCGAUGAACAUCACGGCUGGUUUGGGUCACAGCGUUACAUUCAGAUGUCCUUCAACCCACAGCAAACCUGUUAACGGCUUGUACAUACAGAGAGUGAAAAAUGAUAAAGAAGAAGUGUUCAUCAAUGGGUUUUAUAAAGGCAAAAAUGUACAAGUAAAUCCUGAGUACCAGAACAGAACACAAGUGAAUGAAAUGGAGCUCAGCAUGGAGAUGAGAAACAUCUCGGUCUCUGAUGAAGGAUUGUACAAAUGUUAUGUUUUCAACAACAUAUUAAACACACCUGAUAUCACACUUGAGAUUCUCCUCAAAGUCACAGCUGAGUACAGCGUUCCCACAAUCAAAAAAGACUGCAUUAAACGCAAUGACGGCAGCACAGGGGAGAGCUGUCAGUUAAGCUGCUCGGCGGUGGGCGGUUACCCGCAAAGCACCGUCACAUGGGUCGGGCUUAAUUCAAGUGAGAUGAGUGGCUUUUACAACCGGAAUUUAGCAGAUAAUGUCUCCGAAACAUGGACCAUCAACCAAACCAUCAUAUUCAACUGCGACCAACCAAUCAGUGUCAGCUGUGCCAUAGCGGACGCUGUUUCCUACACCAUCACCAUAUGUGAGAAAGAAUCUUUCUCACUUCAGGUGAUCAUAGCUAUCAUCGUCGUGCUUGCGUUUGUCCUGUUAAUUCUUGUCAUAAUUGUGAUGAAGUGCUGCUGUAGAAGAUCAGAAACACGUCGCUUAGAGGAUCAAGUGGACGGUGCUGAUAUUCCUUUAGCCGACUGCCAUUCACAGCUUGAGAACGUGACGACGAAACCCUGAGGAGAUGCGAGGAGAGUUUCGCCGUUCUGUCUAGCGGAAGUGCAUCGGCCCCCAGAGCUCUGACGGACAUAUAGGGCAAAUUGUCUUUAAAGCGGCUUCACUUCGGUGUUGAAGCAGGGCCUGACGGACUCUUUCACAGAGCAGUGCUGCCACAUUUGAACAAGCUUUUGAGAAUGUUCCCUUCGCUUCCCCGGCCCAGUCAUUCAUUUGGAAGAGCACAUCAUUUCCUCAGCGUCCUGAAGAUUCCUAAAGAGACAUUUCAGGUUUAUGUUGCUGGAAGAGGAACUAGAUGGCUAAAAUUGCGCGAUAUACUUCACAAUCUCCUGUUUAGUGUUUCAAAUAGUGCCACUUUAGUCCAAGGAGUGGGAAUUUAAAAGUUCAGACCAUUCUUAAGACUGAACUGAAGUAUAUUCUGAUUUGCGCCAGUUGUAUGGUUGAUAAAAUAACAAUAAAAGACAGUUUUGGUAACUGUUGUCUAUGUUCAUUUAAGAAUAUGAUGUUGAAAUGGUCUUAUGCUGGCACAUUUCAUUUGCUUCUAGAAGCUGAUGUGUUUGAAGCUUUAUUUUUUUAAAGCCAGUUCUCAGACGAGCUAAAGAAACAGAAAGAAAUCAAAUACUGUUACAAGAUUUUUGCUGUUAAUUUCCCCAAAAUGCAAAGUUUACCGUCGCAUUACUGUACGCCAUCUGUCUAUUCAUGUGUACAAAAAUGACUGUUCUUUUUUUUUUACACAACCACAUUGACAUUUACUGACAUUUUGACAUUUACAAAAAUUUUUUUAUUGUUUUUUUUUAUAUUGUAAAACCGUUCUCAAGGUGACAGUUACGGGAUAUUUAAGUUUCAAUUAAAAUAAAAUCUGUUUCCCUGUGGAAAUGUCUUAUGCACUUUGCUUUCUGACUGCUUGAAAAAACUCUUACUGUAAUUUAUGAUUAAAUUAUUUGUGUGUUUCUCAAAAAAGAUGAAAUAAAAAAUGAAAUAAAAAUUUAAAUCUGUUUGUCAAUAA
This is a messenger RNA of Labeo rohita (rohu), 3323 nucleotides long. RefSeq lists its product as uncharacterized. NCBI's taxonomy places the organism in Eukaryota, Metazoa, Chordata, Actinopteri, Cypriniformes, Cyprinidae. The transcript has 12 exons. Gene Ontology annotation, biological process: positive regulation of T cell proliferation; cellular response to lipopolysaccharide; immune response. Gene Ontology annotation, cellular component: external side of plasma membrane. The coding region runs from base 176 to 2323 and encodes 715 amino acids. The record is from RefSeq and is a predicted model, not a curated record.